Molecule: messenger RNA, 1054 nt
Organism: Salmo salar (Atlantic salmon)
Lineage: Eukaryota; Metazoa; Chordata; Actinopteri; Salmoniformes; Salmonidae
Product: dual specificity protein phosphatase 13A
Biological process (GO): protein dephosphorylation; negative regulation of MAPK cascade
Cellular component (GO): cytoplasm
Molecular function (GO): MAP kinase phosphatase activity; protein tyrosine/serine/threonine phosphatase activity
Source: RefSeq, a predicted model, not a curated record
ACACACACACACACCCUCGCCUGCUGGAGAUGGUCACACACGGCCAGAGGGCUGCAGUAGUUGAGUCAGUCAAGGUGGUGCUACUGUCUAGGGAGAAUGUCAAAGGGAGAGCAGCAAGACCUGGUGGCUAUUAAAGAACUAGAGUCAAUCCUGGAGUCCUGCAAGCUUGAACUGACACCGAUAGAUGAGGUCUGGCCUAAUCUCUACAUCGGAAAUGUGGCCAUAGCUCAGAACAGGGGUGCAUUAAAGAAGCUUGGUAUCACACACGUCCUGAACGCAGCUCACUUUAAGCAGGGCAGCAUCGGUGACCAGGAUUACUAUGGAAACACCUGUGUGUACUGUGGCUUCCCUACAGAAGACUCAUCCCAUUUUGACCUCAGCCAGUACUUUAAACCUGCAGCUGACUUCAUACAUAAGGCCCUGAAGACUAAAGAUGGGAAGGUAUUGGUGCAUUGCAUCAUGGGUAUAAGUCGUUCCGCCACACUGGUGCUGGCGUUCCUGAUGAUGCACUGUCAUCUGCCGCUUCGCACCGCGCUCAAACACGUGACCCAGCGACGCGCCAUCUACCCCAACAGACACUUCCAGUCGCUACUGCUCACCCUCGACACACAGCUCGCACGCAAGAGGAGACUAUGUCCUCUUCUCUGACAGUCCUUCUUUCAUCCCUCUCUCCUCCCAUCCCUCUCUCGUCUCCCCUCAUCCGUCUCCCCUCUUAUCUAUCUAUCCAUCUCACACACAAUCCUUUAUACUGGUUGAAAAUAUGUAGUUGUAGGACUUUUACAGUAGGUACAAACUGGUAUUAAAGCACAGCAUGUUGUAUAUACUGUAAAUAACCAUAUAAUGCGGUAGCAGGAUUCCAUGGAGAUAAUGUCGAUGCUCAACGCCUUUUAAAAUCUAAAAUAUCUAAAGAAUUUGAACUUUUCAACAUCCCCGUGUUAACCAGUGGUGAUAGUUGAACCUGCUGUGAGUUGUGCAGCUGAGCAUUGCCUCCUGGGAAUCUCUCAGUUGAAACACUAAUAAUGAGAUUACACAAUUAAAGGUAAUUUUUGUUCCA